Candidozyma haemuli is the source of this 1092-nucleotide messenger RNA. RefSeq names its product Cdc73p (gene CDC73). The transcript has a single exon. The record is from RefSeq and is a predicted model, not a curated record. NCBI's taxonomy places the organism in Eukaryota, Fungi, Ascomycota, Pichiomycetes, Serinales, Metschnikowiaceae. Bases 1 to 1092 code for a protein of 363 amino acids. Gene Ontology annotation, molecular function: RNA polymerase II complex binding. Gene Ontology annotation, cellular component: Cdc73/Paf1 complex. Gene Ontology annotation, biological process: transcription elongation by RNA polymerase II; positive regulation of transcription elongation by RNA polymerase II.
AUGGACUCCAUCAAGCAGUUAAGGAAAGCCACUGUGGGUAAAAAGCCCAUCGAGCUCUUCAAGGAUGGAGAGAAGACGGAAAAUAUUAAAGAAGCCACCCACGCUUCGUUGGGCGACGAUCAGAAGUAUGGUUUGGACGAGCUCACCAACUUCUACAACGAAGACCAGCGCCAGCUGCUUCGGGCGGUGAUUUUCUGCUGGAUGCAUGAUAAGUCAUCUAUUGUGGAUUACAAGAACGCAUGUUUAGAGAAUGGCAUUCCUGAUUUCAAGUUCUUGGUUAAAGCUGAAUUGACAACCUGGUUGAGUGGAAGUUCUGACGCUUGUCAGUUUGUUAAGGAAGAUGAGUCUUCAAGCAAAGCUGGCGGUGCCGAUGCCGACGGAAACGAUAAAAAGAGAAAGUUGGAGGACCCUCAGAUGGCACGUAUAGAAAGUUACCAGGAAGACUCUGUUGAUCACAACUCGGCGUUGAGAGGAUCGAAGAACAUCGUCUUCAAGAAUCUUAUAUCGGACGCCAAAAGGUUUGCCUCUCAGUUGAAGAGAAGCAAGUCUUCCAGACCAAGUAGUGCUAACGGCGCUGGCGCUGCCGCCAACAAGAAACUGCCUAUCAUCAUUAUUUCCCCAGCUACUACUGCAUUACUUUCUCUUGCAAACAUCAAAGAGUUUUUGGAAGAGAGCCGAUUCGUUGAACCAAAUGUCAGCACUAUGAAAAGACCAGAAUCCGGUGUGGUCACCAUCAACCAUCCAUCGGACAAGUUAGCACCAUCUGCUCAUUCUAUCAUGGUGGUGGACAACGUUGAUAUGUUCACCAAACCAGAAUAUUGGGAUAGAGUUGUUGCCAUUUUCACCACUGGUCAAGCGUGGCAAUUUUCAAAAUACAAGUACUCAAAGCCUGAGGUGUUGUUCCAGAAGUAUCCUGGUUUCUUCGUCGCUUACCAGAACGACGUUGUGCCUAAACAGAUCAAGGACUGGAACGUCAACGUGGUGAGAAUCGACAGAGGAGAGAAAAGAUUCAGAGACAAAAUGAUCGUCAGAGACUUGUGGAUCCACUUGGAAAAAAUCCUUAUCGGGAGACAAUACGGUGCACAAGAAUAG